CACCAGCUUCACAGCGUGCCUGGCACCAGAGCGAGAGCGACAACAACACCCGCCAGCGACCCCCCAUUCAUAUUCACGAUCCCCUCAUUUUCUCACUUGACCAGUGGUGGUAGACAGUCACUUCACUGAACUGCACUGCACUUUUCUCCCGGUCGCCUGCACUUACUCGCACCACUCGUAGGUUCAUCUGAAUCGUUGCGGUAGCCUUUCACUCGCCGGACCUUCUUAGUUGCGACACCCUGUUGGUUUCGUACACGCUCACGCUUGGACUCCACCCCCGAAAAAGACUCGCAUCAACUCAUCUGUUACUUGGAGCCUCGAACAACACCAUCCCUUCUCGCAGAGACCCCCAAAUCUCACAUUCUCAUCGUCCGUACCGACGUCGUUGUCGUGGUUGUGGUUCUCUCGCCCGCCCACCAGAUUCUGAAUGUUCAUCGCCCGAACCACUCAUGAGCCUCAUCCUUCAAUCAGACAAAUACUCACCCACGUCCACACCCUCACACCCUUGCCUCACCCUCCUCACGACUUCCCUUCCUUUGACGCACCCUCGCGCAAGACUCCCCUCGAACCAGCCCUCCCCAUCUGCGACGCCCUCAUAGCAAACGAGUCAACCUAAGCCAAUACUACUUCUUCGCGCAACACAGGGACUAGCUUCAUGUGGAGAUAAUAGAUCAUCUCAAGGCAACGUGCAGCCCACCCACCGGCUGGCCGCCGAUUGUCAAUACCAGAGGACGACUUCCGCUCUAUCUCCCGUCGGGUACCCAGAAUUUUGGACUUUGAUACCGCUUUCACACAAAGACUGCGCUACUCUCGUCUGCCCUCUACAACAUUCAACAGCAUUCGGUCACGGUCGGGUCGUGGACCUGUACCAAAACCUUCGAGUCGGAUAUCCUGAUUGCAGGAGCGUGGCGAGGUCACACACCCUCUCAAAAUGGCACAAAACUUUCAACCUCACAUGGGCGGUGGCCCAGGCCAAAUGAUGCAGCAGAGGCCUCCGCAACAACGUCCCCCUCAGAGCGCUCUAAAUGCCACCCAGCACAUUCAUCAAUUAAUAUACAGCGCGGUCAGCGCUCAGACUGGCCCGAUCACGGGUUGGCAGACCCAGGUCUUGAUCCAUGAACGCAUCGGUCUAAUUCUCAACAUGUAAGUUUUUCUGGCGAGAUGUGGUGGGAGGACAGCGUUGACGGGAAGAAUGAACAGCAUCGGAAAUCUUCGGUUGGCAAGUCAAAAUCAGACAAAUGCUCCUCAACUGAACAAGAUGAUUGAAAUUGGGAUCAAGUUCGAGAAGGAAAUCUAUGAGAAUUCCAACGAUAAGGUAGGCAAUCACGGAAUGACGCAGUUUAUCCAGUGAUCAACUAACACCAUUAGACCCAUUACAAGCAGCAAGUAGAGCAAAAGUUAGAGCUACUACUUGAACACAGGAAUAAGAACCAAGCGGGUCUUCAGAAUACCAUUAACCAACAAGCUCAGGCACAAGCUCAGCAACAGGCCCAGCAGCAAAUGAUGAUGAACCAGAACGGCAUGCAAGGGCAAGCCCCAAGAGCUAUGGCUCAACAGCCAGCACAGCAAGGAUUCCAACAUCUCCAACAUCAGAUGCAGGCAUCUCCUCUCCCCAGCCAGCAGCUGCAACAGCCGCCGAUGGGGAUGGUGAAUGGUGGUAUGCCUCAAAAUAUGGUUCAGAACCAGCAACAACAGUUUCAAUUCAAUAUGCAACAGAAACAGAACAAUCUGAACCGACCACCGAACCAGCAACAGAUGACCCCCGAAGACCAAGGAUUUGUUUUGGAAUUAUCGAGUCAGUUGAUGAAUCGAGCUUCGGUGGAGGACAAGAAUCAGCUGCGACAUCGGUUAGUUUCUACCAUGCCGCCACAACAGUUGAACGAAUUCCAGAUGCGGGGACAGGACCCUCUCGUCAUGUACUACCGCCAGCAAGCCAUUCAACGGAUUCGGCAAGAGAAAGCAAGUAAGCAGCGGAUGGCUCAAGCUCAACAGCUCGCAAUGUCACAGCAAAAUCCCAAUAUGUCAAAUGUAGCACCUCCGAUGCAACACCAGCUUUCUGCUAACCCAAAACUUAAUGGACAAUCUCAACCACCGGGAGCAAUGGGAAAUGGUGAUCAAUUCGGAAACUUCAUGGGCAGCAGUAUGAACGACAUCAACCAGCAGCAACAGCAAGGUGUCAUUGCCGCCGGCGAAGGUCAGGUGGUUGUUCCUGCAACGAAUGGCCAACGAAAUGCCACCCCACAACCGGGAGUAAUGGCAGGACAGGUGAUGGGCAUGAACCCACAGGGAAUGGUGAACCCUAAUCAGCGUACUCAGCAGCAACAGCAGCAACUGAAUUUGAACGCCCAGCAAUUACAGCAGCAGCAACGAUUGCAUGCGGCACAACAGCAACAGCAACAGAACCAAGCUGUAAGGAAACAAAUGGAACUUCAGGGCCAGCGAGAUAUGAUGGGAAACGGGCCAAUGCCUCCACAGCAGAGUCCAGGAUUAUCAAAUUUGACUGCUCCCAUGAGAACUCCAUCCCAGAGGAGCCAUUCCGAUGUGCCCCAACCGAACCCAGCCCCUCAGUUCGGAAAUCCUCAAUUCAAUCAAGGCACCCCACAGCAAAGAGUGACGGGCGAUCCUCGAAUGAACCACCCGAUGAUUCAAGGCAUGAAUGCUGAGCAACGGCAAAAAGUGUUGUCCCUGCCGCCGGACAAGUUGAAUGAACUACUGACCAAGUGGACUGAGCAGCGGGCAAUGAAUGCGAACGGAGUAAGACCACCACAGAUGGGUAAUCAAGGCAAUGGUGCAAUGCCGGGGCAACCUAUGCCAGGGCAGCAGUUUAAUGGUGCAAUGGCUGCAUCGAAUCAAUUCAUGAACCAUGGUCAGCGGCCCAACCAACCAAUGCAAAACGGGAAUGCAAUGACCCAGCAGCUACUCCAGCAGCAAGCUAUGCAGCAGAAUCAAAUGCAGCAGUUAGGCCAGCAGCCGCAACCUCCAAUACCACUACAACAGGCCGAGCUAAAUGUCAUCCGGCAAAUGGACAAUGCAGAUUUCCCGAUAAACUUCCAAAACCAUGGAAGUUUCCCUCGAAAUGUUCCUCCUGAGAUCAAAAAGUGGGGACAACUCAAGAUGUGGGCACAACAAAAUCCAAAUAUGGGCAAUGAGAUGCAAGAGAGCAUCAAACAGCUCCAGAAAAUUCACUGGCAGACUAUCAUGCGUAGUAAACAGACAAUGCAACAACAAGUGGCUAUGCAGUCAGGUGUACCACCGAGAGGUUUGCAGCCAGGUCAAAACCCCAUGUCUUCGAUUCCACAAAAUAUUGGGGGUGCUCCAGUGGCACCUAUGACCAUGAAUAAUCCCCAACAAGGACCAACGAUUCGCCAACCUACGCAGCAAGAAAUCCAGGCUGCGCGAAACCAUCCCAGCGGAAAGAUGGCUGCUGCCAGUGAUGAUCAGAUUCGAAUAUUCCUUGUCAGACAACAAGCCAUAGCCCAUCAACAGCGGUCCCUGAUGCAAAAUAUGCAAAUGCAGAAUCAAAUGACUAAUAUGGGCCAACCUCGACCAGGACAACCGCAGGCGAAUCUAAUGAAUACUAGACUUCCAAAUCACCCUCCUCCAGCGCAAGCGCCACAGGCAAAGCCGGCACCACCAAAUACUGAGAAUGUCAAUGCCAGUCGCGCCGCCCGCCCAGCAGCCAAUGCAGCCCGUGCUGCCAACGCCCCACCAAGUUCAUCGCCUGCUCCACCACCAAAAAACAAUCUGAAGCGUGCCUCAAGUGAUGAUGUGGUUGAAGUUCCAAAUCCAAACAUUCAACAGCCAUCACGACCAGCAUCUCAAACUCAGGCCCCUCAAGGGCAAGGACAACAGUCUGCAGGUCAACAAGCACGCCCUGUCUUGACGCCUCAGCAGGUGGCCGCCUUGGACCCGGAAGCUCGCAAGAGAUAUGAGUCGAAUGCUCGUAAUGCUCAAGCCUCCGCUCGUCUCCUCGCGAUAAUGCGCGAAGAGGCCGAAAAGGCCAAGACAAAAACCUAUGCUGAAAUUCCAAUGAACGCUGAAAUGAAGAACAAAGUAACGCGGAUGCUACGGGAGGUUUUGUUACAUCCCCUUAACAAUAUGACCAAGGCACUGCCUCGAUGGUAUCAAAUCACCCAAGACGAUGACCGUGCAAGAAAGUUUUGCGCUCUUGUAUGUUUAUGUCCCCCAUUUCUACAAUUGUCAAUAUACUAACAAUCAUUAGAAACACCGGUUGGCCAAGGAAUUUGAUGACCCACAAAUGGGAAAACCCAAAGAAAACUUAUCAAUGGAUAUUCAGGAGAUAGAGGUUGCCCGUGCCGUAUUGAACGGAAUGGUGAAUGACUUGAGUACGAGGUAUCCCAAUAUGCUCAACAAGACCAAGGCACCUCAGGACAACCAGCCGGCUCAGGCGCAAACCAGUCAACCUCCUGCAGCGGUGCCAUUAAACGCAGCAAAUCUCCAGGAGCAACAGCAACAGCUGAACAAACUUCACCAACGAACUAAUAGUCGUCAACACGGCCCGCCGGCCGCGCCUACCUCCACACAGCCGCCCUUUCAAUUCGGCGCAAAAUCGCCGCCUGAUGGAGUGCCUGCAUAUAUUGGGAAAAAUACCCUUACCCAAGAAAGCUUGCAUCUUCCUGCCCGUAAGAAGCAAAAACAGAACCAAGCCUUACAAGGCCCCAGUUCUUCGCCACAAGUAGCGAAAGCACCCUCUCCUGCGACAACAAAACAACCGGUCAAGCCUAAGACACAGGCAAGACCGACUCUAUGCUGCAAGGAGACGGACUGCGACAGACACACUGUCGGAUUUGAAACCGAGGAGGAGUUGAAAGCCCACACAGAAGAGGAGCAUGUCAAGCCUUUAAGUGAUCCCAUGCAAUAUGCUCAACAAAACCUCGCAUCUUUGCUUGGCUUGGAUCCCCAAGGCCAGCCCCAAAAACAGGCCAUGUCUCAAGAGCAGCCAGUCCCAGUGGCUGCUCCUAAGAUGAUGGCAUCUGGCUCUAAACAAGGCCAAACCCCAACUAUGAAGGCCCCAAAUACCCCCGCUGCUGCAACUCCAAUGAUUCGACAGGUAUCCAUGAAUCGCCAGAGUAGCGCGCCUGGUGCUCGACCAGGUACUCCGUCGAAAGCUACAUCAUCAAAGGACACUGGCAAAGCGACUCCUGGCCAAGAUCAAAACAAACGUGCCACUCAACCCCCACAAGAAAUUGCUGUUGAGGAUCCAUGGGCCAAUACCACCAUUGAUCCAAACGAUCUCUUCCAGACCUUUCAAACCUUUGAAACUGGGGCUGGAGGGGCGAUUUCGGAUAUGAGUGUCUAUAGCUCGAUCACGCCCAAUGACACACCAGAAUCAAGUAAAGAUGGUGUAUCUGAGCCAAAUAGUGAUAUCUCUGACGGCGUUAAUCUCGAUAUUAGCAUCGAUUUGUUUGAUGAUAACUGGAUGCCAUUCGGCCCCAGCGAAAUGGAUACCAUGUUUGAUCUGAACAAUUUUGGUGUGGCCAAGGAUGAGGAUGUCUUGAUGUUUGAUGAUCAACAGCCAACUAUACCCCUUUCAUGGGAUGACGUGGUUGACCAGUCUGCUUUCGACAAGCCGUUCGUAUUUGAUACUUCCCUUUACUCGAUGGAUGCCAGUUAGGCUUCCUCGCUACAUAUCAUUUUCACUUCUUUGGAUAUUCCUUUUGUGGACCUUUUAAGGGGCGUUAAUAUGAGCACGGAAAAGAGGGGAUCUUUUUUGUUCGGGAUUUGGGGGGCAUUGGCGGAGAAUUGAUGAAUCAUAUACCAUGGAAAAGCAUGUACGGCGUUCUUGAUGGGGAUUUGGAAAGUCCCUUUUGCAUUGUUUGUUUAAUGGGGCAUGAUUCUUCCUUUGGGGUGGUUCUUGAUUAUUCGGGUGAUUUUUUUCUUUUUUAAUUCCCCUUCUCUCUCGGUCAGGGAAGGUCGGUUGGUUGGCGGCCUUGUUUUUCUUUUGGACUAUAUCAGGAGGGAGGACUCGUUCUCUUUUAUAUUGCACCCAUUCUUUAGCGAGGCGUUCUUUUCGAUGACACAGUAAGCUUUCCUGUGUAUAUUAUGAUGGUGUAGAGAGAGAUAGCGAGAUAUUCCGCUUGGAUGUGUAUGGGAUGGUGCGGUGCUUUUCAGCGAAUAUGAUUUCAUUUUCCGAAUUGACGUCUUUCGGU
Hymenoscyphus albidus is the source of this 6170-nucleotide messenger RNA. The record is from the annotation of a GenBank genome assembly. NCBI's taxonomy places the organism in Eukaryota, Fungi, Ascomycota, Leotiomycetes, Helotiales, Helotiaceae.